UUUUUUUCGGAAAGAAAAUUCUUUUCAUUUCAUUUUCAUCGCCAUAUUUAUUUAUUUUUUUUUUUUUGAACGUAAGGCGAAAAUGUGUGUACCGUGUUGGAUCGUGAAAUUCUAUUUCCAAACGGAUUUUUGUGAUUGAAAAUUUUUUUUUCUCUUUCGCUCCCGGAAAUUAUCAACUAUCGGAAUUUUUUUUUUUUCUGCGAAAUUCUACUGAAAUAGACAGACACACAAACAAAAAUCAAUCAUUUCCGCUGUUUUGCUAAAUGUGGCCGACAUCUUUGACCGUGUCUCUGCUGAUGCUCAUCUUGCAGUGCGCGUGCCAGCCGACUGAAAGCGAGCCGACGGAAUGGGUUGGUGUAGUGGAAGAUGAAGCCAAGCAGCCUGACGUAAUGGAAGAACAUCAAGAAUACGAAUCGUCGCAGACUAUGAGGAUAAAACCGAACGCGGUUGAACGGCCGUCCAUCACGACUAGUUUAAGAACCAUCACGGCGACGGCCAAGAACGUGACCGUCGCUCACGGCAAGAUGGCCCUUUUGACGUGCAAGAUAGGCGCAGGCCUAUUGGACAAUCGAACGCAAGUGGCGUGGAUCCGGUACGCAGAUCUGCAGUUGCUGACAGUCGGCAACCAAACGUACACGGCAGAUCGACGUUUCAGCGCGGGUAUCAGUGGAAAUGGUGACGCAUGGUCGCUUCAAAUCAGCCACGUCCAGUUUCGAGAUGAAGGCGGAUACGAGUGCCAAAUUGGAGGGACGCCACGUGUCAGCCAUUACAUCCACCUCUCUGUCGUUGAACCGACGACGGUCAUUCUUGGCGGUUCAGAGAUGCACAUUGAUAUUGGCAGCACAAUUAAUUUGACUUGCCUCGUCCAGCAUACUCCCGAACCUCCUGAUUACGUUUUCUGGACUCACAACCAGCAAACGGUCAAUUACGAUUCGAAACGGGGAGGCAUCAGCGUGAUGGUUGAACGCGGGGCAACGACGCUCAGCUCCCUACUCAUCCAAAAAGCAGCACGCAGAGAUUCUGGCGUCUACGUUUGUUCACCGUCUUCAGCACCGGCAGCCCAGGCGUCCAUUCACAUUUUAGAAGGUGAACGACCGGCUGCCAUGUACAGUGUGGGAACGACGCUGGUCAGACGGCCGCCCAUUGGUAUGUUGACGCUCGUGUUUAUCGCGAUGUACCUGACGAGCGCACGUCAGCGGCCAUUCUAGAUUUUGAAGUACAUUUUCUCAUUGUUUGGUUAUCGUUUUCUGGAAAAUAAGAUCCUCGUUUUCGUUUUGAGCUUUGCUUUAAAUCGACAAACUGCUGUUGGCUGUUUUCCUGUGUUAUAACCCUAUAUUCGAAUAACAAUGUACCGCCGACGAAGAUUUGUCUUUAAUCUCCAUUUUUCGAAUUACCUCGUUGGCAAAAUAAAAAAAAAAAAAACGUUUCUUGCUACUCAAAUAUUUCAACUCAAUUGAGUUGAGCUAUUUGGAAUUUAAAGAGUGCGUUGCUGUGCUGACGCA
This is a messenger RNA of Daphnia carinata, 1502 nucleotides long. Its product is annotated as zwei Ig domain protein zig-8-like. The record is from RefSeq and is a predicted model, not a curated record. Bases 264 to 1208 code for a protein of 314 amino acids. Gene Ontology annotation, cellular component: neuron projection membrane. The transcript has 8 exons. Gene Ontology annotation, biological process: synapse organization. NCBI's taxonomy places the organism in Eukaryota, Metazoa, Arthropoda, Branchiopoda, Diplostraca, Daphniidae.